UAAUGGUACAUUCGAUAGUCUUUACAUGCGAUGCGAGAACCUUGUAGCAAGACAGCUUUCCUAUACCCAAAAGAGAGAACCUUGUUCCUUUGCCUUAGCAAAACUUGCACGCGCGAUCCACUCCCUCUGCAAAUUCAAAUCCUAUUGUUUAGACUUAACUCUCAAAAUCCCAAAGGAGAUCUAUUCUCCUACCCCUUAAAAACCCUAAUACACCAAUUAAAUUCUUUCAGUUCAUGCUCGUACCCCAGUACAACAACGCCAAAGAUUCACAGUUUCUCUUUAUUAAUUUGACAUUUCUUGUCGAAUUCUCAGACCCAUGAGUUACAUUUGUUGGUUCUGGUAAAAGGGUAAGCGCCAUACAUCUCAUAUCCAAAGAUACAAUGGAGGACCAACGCCAUUCGUUUUUGAUACCCAGAUCGGAUUCAAAGAUUAUGGGUGAGAAGCGGAGUAGUGCUGGAUUGAGAGAUAAAGAUGAUUCUUCUCGUGGGCGGGUCAAAAUGCGAGAUCUUGAAUCCGUGUGUCGGUCUGAAGGAAUCAAAACCCAUUAUAAGAAAUCAUUGAAAAACAAAGAAUCCAGUGAUCAAUUUCAAUUUGGUGAAGAAGAGAUGUCUCAAGUUACCGAGGUGCCUGUAACUUUGGAUUUGGAUGCUUCUCAGGCGGAGAAAACUGGAAGGAACUCAUUUCCAUUAGCGGUUAAUCUUGCUCCUAGACCACUGGAUCUCAAUACUGAAGUUUGUGUUGCUGAAGAUUCGGCCUGUGGUGAUGGUCAAUGUGCUGAGAAUUCUAAUCCACCGUCUUUGUACAGGAAGCGUGAGAGAGUGCACGAUGGUAAAUGCCUAACCUCAAGGGGCAUUGGGUUCGAUCUUAAUGCAGAAGAUGUCUCUAGUUCAGUGAGUCCGGAGACAUCAUGUUAUCCUUCCAAAAUUCAUGGCCAGUUGAAGUCGAGAGAUGUUUCUGAGUGUGAGAGUUCUUUGGGACAGUUGAGAGAGAAAGAUCCAAAGCGACGUUGGGAGGAGAUGAAGCAAAAUGGUUUUCUCUCAUCUUCUUACGGAGGCAUACCAAUGCCAAAGCAACGUGUGAAGAAAAGUAAAAAUGACAUGAUCAAGAAAAGGAUGGAGCUUGCAAAGAGAGAACAAGUUGACCGGUUUACUAAGAUUGCCGCGCCAAGUGGGCUGCUCAACGAAUUGAACCCUGGGAUUAUAAACCACGUGAGAAACAGAAAACAGGUCCACUCAAUUAUAGAGGCCCUCGUAAGGUCUGAGCAACUCGAAAAUGGAAACAUUAGAAGCAAACAAACAGCUCAUCAGAGAAGUGGCACUACAGAAUCUGGCAACAGAAUGGACCCAGAAAACAUUAAUGAUUCAAGAAUACAUCCAGUCACUUUUUCUCAUAAAGAUGGACAUUUAAAUACUUUAUCUGGGAUCAGGCAGACAGGAGUAUACACCAUGCCAAUGAAUAAAUAUUCUCAGUCGAUUGUAGAGGGUAAAUGUGGACGUAAUGAGCUAAGCAUGGUAGAGAGGGUGUGUGGUAAAAGUCAUAUCUCACACUUCACCCCUCUCAGUGAAGAUAAUACACCAGAGCUUAAAGUGUCAUCUUCAUCUCAGGCAUCUGAGAAUGCUAGCUCCUCAUCUAACGAGGAUUCGGCAAACUUUGCCAGCACUGUAAAAGCUGCUAGUGUUGCUUCCCAAUGGUUGGAACUUCUUCAUCAAGACAUUCAAGGACGUCUUUCGGCAUUGCGACGUAGUAGGAAGAGAGUUCGAGCUGUAAUUAGUACAGAGUUGCCAUUUUUGAUAUCAAAAGAAUUCUCAUCUAGUCAGGUGGUUACUCCUUAUGUAAUGAGAAAUUCCAUUGAUGAAUUUUCGAAUAGUGCAACUGCAGACAUGCAUCGAGCAAGAUGGAACACGCUUUUUGAUCAGAUGGAUAAAGCUCUUUCUGAAGAAGAGAAACAGCUUGAAAGUUGGUUGAACCAAGUAAAAGAAAUGCAGCUGCAUUGUGAACAGGGGCUGCAACAUGUCAACUGGAAUGCAGCAUUUGGUCUAAAACAGUUGGGAACAUCAGAAAAUGACUCCAGAUCAAGACAACUGGAUGGCUCAGACAGGGAACUAGCUGUUAUGGCUGCUGCAGCUUCCAUUUACUCGACAUCCAAUUUCCUGUUGUCAGAGAAUGUAUCCUGUUUCUGAUUUUAACUAGUCCCUUCUCCCCCUGGCCUUGAUAAACCUCCAUGUGCAUUUAAGUAGUGAUUGGGGGCACUCAGUUCUGCUGAGUUAUUAACCUGUAACGUUAUAAGCGGACAUCCAUUUUCUUUUCUUUUUUUAAUCUUUUUGGACAGACUACUUACUUGCUAUACCUUAUGUAUCUGAUACUUGUUCAACUCUAAUUGAUGAAUUAAAACGGUUGUGAGAAUAUUUUUUUC
This is a messenger RNA of Juglans regia (Persian walnut), 2413 nucleotides long. RefSeq lists its product as uncharacterized. Lineage: Eukaryota; Viridiplantae; Streptophyta; Magnoliopsida; Fagales; Juglandaceae. The transcript is spliced from 7 exons. The record is from RefSeq and is a predicted model, not a curated record. The coding region runs from base 381 to 2180 and encodes 599 amino acids.